Stomoxys calcitrans (stable fly) is the source of this 3475-nucleotide messenger RNA. Its product is annotated as mucin-5AC. NCBI's taxonomy places the organism in Eukaryota, Metazoa, Arthropoda, Insecta, Diptera, Muscidae. Bases 401 to 3283 code for a protein of 960 amino acids. The record is from RefSeq and is a predicted model, not a curated record. The transcript has 4 exons.
AAUAAAGAAACAGAUUUUACAAAAAAAAAAACAAAAUUUAAAAAAUCAACAAAAAUAAAAAUUGUGUCUUUAACAGUAAUUGUUUGAAUUAUCGUUCGGCUACUUCAACGACUAAAUACUCGAAUAUUUUUUUGUUUGUUUGUUUCAACUACGGCAGCAGUUGUGGCAAAUGCGAAAUUUUUUCAAGACGGGUGGUGUGCAGAGGAAAUUUCAGCACUGCGUUGUGCGUUGCAUUUUAACUUUUUAGCUAAUCAAGCGAAGAAAGGAUAAAGCGAAGAAAGAAUUUAACAAGGAUUUGUGCAACAAGCAAAGUUAUUGCAAACAAAGUGCUACUAUUACUUCAAAAGUGGAUUUUUAAUUUUAUUUUGGAUCGCCCUUAGUUUAUGAUCCCCUGACAGCAAUGAUUACCGAUCGCAACAAAUUGAAUUUUGUUACGAUACAAUGGCUGUGGCUUUUGUCUCUCACCUUGUUGCUGUGCUAUGGUGGCAGCAACAGAAACGCUGUGACAGCGCUCACCCAUAACGGCGAGACCACACAGCAACAACAGCAGCAACAUCAAGUGCAGGCGACGCAACAACAGUCACAGUCCACAUUGCAACUGCCACAGCAGCAGCAACAACAACAACAGCAGCAGCCUCACCACCAACAGUCACAAGUUGUGGAGAGCAAUGGACCGAUGCAACAAGAUGUAACAGUGCGCAACUUUAGUCCACGCAUGAAUUACAACAGCAAUGAAUGGCGCCCAGUGGGACGUGGAGAUCCUUUGAAGAACGAUCCUACAUUUGAUUAUAGUCCACCCACUUUGGACCGGGUACGUUAUUGGGCCGAUCCGGAUAAGGAUAAUGAUGUGGUGGAUGAAGUAGCAGCAAAUAUUAUCGAUGCAAAAUUGAAAAAGGCCAAUCCAGGAAAAAAUGAAAUAUUGCUACUUGGUGUAACGGGAGAUCGUGCUAAAGGUGGCACCUCACCCUUGGUUCAUCAACCACAUGCCCAGCAUAUGAUGAAGAAUGCCAAAGGAGAGACUCCCUUGUUACAUCCAAAAUAUACAUCGGUGCGACGCAGUUAUUAUGCUCAUCAAUUACCUACGCAUUUGAUGCCACCCCCAAUGCAGCCAGCAAUGGCAAUGAUGCCAACACAGCAACAACAACAACAACAGCACCAAAUGCCUCAACAAUCACAAGUUGGCCAUAUGAUGAAGCCAGCCCAUACGGAAUAUAGACAUAAUAUGCCCAUUAUGUCGGCACAUCAUUCCUACAUGAGUUCUUCUUCAAUGGCCCCGGUCAUGAACGCCGGCCAUUCCAAACCUUAUCAUAUGACUUCCACUUCAUCGCAACCCUGGAUGCAUUCCCCCAGCCCAGCUUCAUCGCAUAUGGUAACCUCUAUGCCUGCGCUUCAAAUGAAACCAGCUGGCAUGAGUCAACAUGGACCACACCAUUUUGUUCACACUCAAUCACAUGCUCAUCCAGAUGCACAUCAUCAAGAAUCCAUGAAUUAUUUGACCUAUACCAGACCCAGUAUGACUAACUCUCAACAUUCUAUGGGAGCAGGACAUGAUUAUUAUUCACCCAAUUCUAUAAGGGGCUCCUCGGGACUGCAUAAAUCUUCGACCAGCUCACGUAAGCCUUGGAUACAUGAUUUGUUGCAAAAGGAGUUCAUAAAGACCAUGAAGCCCACAACAGCACCUAGCUCCAUGUAUCAUCAUAGUGAAUCACCGGUCAAGUCACCACCACAUAUGGAAAGUCAUUUUGAGCCAAUGUUGUCUUCAAACAAAUUUAUGCAACACAGCAGCAGCAGCAGUACUUACAGCCCAGUGACUUUUGUAACUGCCACAACCAUUAGCAUUCCUAAAACACCCACCAUCACCACGACCACCCAGGCUCCUGUUUUUGUAACUGCCAGCAGUAGCAGUAGCACCAGCACCAGUACCACUUAUCACACCACUUCUGCGCCUAUAUUCUUUACACAUGCUACCACAACCCAGGCCCCUAGGACAACUACCACUUUAAGUCCAACACGCUUGCUGAUACCCAAUACCAGCAAUUUGUCCUAUCGCCCCACAGUGGCACCCUUUAAAAUGACUACCGACUCACUGUUCUCCCACUACAAUCAACCGGAGAAGCCUUUGCGAGGACCCAUGUAUUUGAUAAUCGAAGGACAUUCCAAAGUAAAGACCUACGGCAAAGAUGAAUUGGAUCCUCAUAAACCAAAAAUUGUGCCCGUCAUUUCGAGUAGGGAACCUGUGGUGCGAAGAGCCGAUCCUAAUGAGAAAAGGGGAACACCGGAAACUUUCCAAGUUAAACAUCUGCACACCAAAACUACUCAAGCCAUGGAAAAGGCAACAGAGAGCACACCAAAAAUGACCACUAGCUUAACCACUAAAAAGCCGGUGGUUACUACCACUACAAAGCCCAUGUCAACAACAACAAAGACUACCACAUUGAAACCCAAAACCAUGCCCACCAAAGCUGCGGGAGCUACAACAAAGAAAAUGGAGACCACCACCGUAAGCAAUGCCAAGAAAUCAGAAACUACUACCACAGCGAAGACAGUGCCAAAACUUAGUGUCACCUUCAAACCAACAUUGACGACGACGACAGCAACAACCUUAAAACCCAAACUUGAGAAAAAUAGCAGCAAAGAUGAAAAAAAUCCCUCAAAAACAGCUCUAAAAGGUGAAAAGACAGGGCCCAACAAUUUGAACUCUUUGAGUACAGCAGAGAAACCCACACAAAUUUCCUUAACCGAGCCUCCAACAGGCAUGCAAGGCUUGUUAAGCCUUUUAGACUCCUCUCUGAAUUCUUUUCUCAAGGAAGAUAAAUCAGAACUGGGUGUUGCAAGCAAGGAAACUACAACUGGCACCACCAAAUUGAAAUCCAUCAGCAUGCCAGAAGCACGAGUCAGCACAAAACUGCAAGCCAUUAAGGCCGAUGACUACUAUGAUGAUAUCAGCGAUGCCCAAUAUCUAAAGACCACCACCGAAUAUUUACCCAGAGAGACCAGACAAAUUUUCGACUAUGAUCAGUUGCCCGAGUCCCGUGUUACUUCCGAUAAGGAAUAUAAAAACUAUGAGGAAGAAGAUCUUUCAGCCUUUGGUUUUGAUGAUGAGUACGAGGAAGAUGAGGAAGAGGAUCCGAACAACCAUCAACUUCUUAAACGCAUUGAUGCUUUGGUCAGUAGUCCUGAAGAUUUAGACGACUUGGAAACGGAUUCAAUGGCCGAUUUUGCACAGGCUAAUCUGGAAGACUUAGAUUUGGCGCGUCGUCAACAGAAAGCGAAUAUAGCGUAACAUAGUAUUAAGGAAUUUAAAUCGAGUUUUUCUCUUAGCUUUCUAUACCAAAAUCUUUGCAUUCAAUACAUCAUUGUGAUCCCGUUGUCUUUAGCUCCAUUUAUACAAUGCUUUCUCUCAAACUGUACAUACAGCCACAACACAACAGCUUAAUUCAAAAACCUCAAAUUUUACCAUUCCAAAUUACUUCAA